Salvelinus namaycush (lake trout) is the source of this 2397-nucleotide messenger RNA. RefSeq names its product UBX domain-containing protein 6-like. Bases 111 to 1424 code for a protein of 437 amino acids. Gene Ontology annotation, cellular component: cytoplasm. NCBI's taxonomy places the organism in Eukaryota, Metazoa, Chordata, Actinopteri, Salmoniformes, Salmonidae. The transcript is spliced from 11 exons. Gene Ontology annotation, molecular function: protein binding. The record is from RefSeq and is a predicted model, not a curated record.
CUUCCUCCCUUGCAUUUUGAUGGCAACAAUUUACUAAGCUUUCUCACCUCAGCGCACCUAUUCACCUGUGCCGUAUUCCCAGGCUAUUUUACUGUGAUAAACAGUAAACAAUGAAGAAAUUUUUCGAGGAUAUGAAGAAAGAUUUAAAAUUCAAGUCAGCUGGGCCAGGAAAGAAACUCACAGAAGACGCUAGCUCCAAGCCCCAAGUGGUGCAGAGCAGUGGCCCUGCCAAGCACUGUUAUGCUGCGCCUACUGAAGGAGCUCAGAAGGCAGGGGCUGCAGCCUUGGCCAGGAUCGAGGGGCAGCCACGCCCACGGGUACAAACCUCACAGGAUGUCAUCCGGCUCCAGGUGAAAAGAGAGCUUGAGGCAGAAGCUGCAGCAGUAGCUGGGAAGGAAAAGACAACAGCUGUUGAGGGCUCCAAUGUUAAGGAUCUGGCAUUUCUCUCAGUAACAGGUGUGUAUUUCACCUGCCCGCUUACUGGAGCCACCUUAACUAAGAGCGAGAGAGAUGUGCACAUUAAAGCGGCCAUUUUCAUGCGGUUUGAAGAGGAUGCAGUGGAGGCUUCCAUUAUGAUGGUUCAUACCUUCAACAAGGACAGGGAGAAAGUCAAGGCUGCAGUGGACAUCAUAAGCAAGUACAUUGAAAACAUCUGUAAGAACCCAACAGAGGAGAAGUACAGGAAGAUCAAACUUAGCAACAAGGUGUUCCAGGAAAAGGUAAAGACUGUGGAGGGUAGUCGGGAGUUCUUGGAAGCUAUGGGCUUUCAGAGCAUCAUGCUGGAUGUGGAAGGACAAGAGGAGAGUGAGGAGUUCCUGGUGCUGAUGGAGCAUGACCCAGAAUCCCUGGAGGUGAUGAAGGAGAGUAGGGACCGGCUACAGAGGGGAGAGCCAGUCAGAGCCCAGCUGGACCACCAGCCCCAGGCCUUCAGACCCUCCCUCAACGCCAUGCGCUUCGAACUUCCCCCAGAGUUCUACAACCUCACUGCAGAAGAGCUCAAGAGGGAGCAGCAGCAAAAGAACGAGGUGGUGGACAAGAACGCUAUGCUGCGUACCAAGGCCAUGCGGGAGAGAGAGGAGCAGAGGGAGAGGAGGAAGUACAAUUACACCCUGCUGAGAGUACGACUGCCUGAUGGAAACAUACUGCAGGGCACUUUCCUGGCCUGGGACAAGGUGUCUGUGCUCUUCCAGUUUGUGCGGAACUCCUUGGUAGAUGGCUGGCAGCCAUUUGAGCUGGUGGCGCCUGGAGGACACAAACUCCAGGAGGACCAAGAGGUGGCCCUGAAUGAAUGUAGCCUGGUCCCUGCGGUUCUGCUGACGUUUUCCUGGGAUGCCGCAGUGCAAGCGGAUAUUGCGGCUGGCGGUGGAAAGAGCCCUGCACUCCUCAAGCCAGAGCUACUGGAGAAUAUUCAGACCCUUAGCUGAGCAGAAGCUGUUUGUCCCUGGGUCUCCUACCCCUCCCAGGUUGGAGAUGACACCUUCAUCCCCAAACCACAUUUAAGGCUGUAGAAAUAACUACUAAUCCAUUAAAGAACGAGAGAUGGGGGGGAAGAGACAAACGCCAUGCAGUGUUUUUUGUAUUGUACCCUGAAUGUAGGAUGAGGACUGUGAAAUGGCUCCCUUACACCUACGGUUAGGUAAUCAGUCACCUUAGCAUGGUAUGACACCCCAUUCUGCUCUUCUCCAACAUAAAUCCUGGUUUUACAACAAAUAUUCAGAUAUAGUUAUAGCUUUACGUGUGAGUGGUGGACCACACUGCCCGUCUAGUGGUUAGGAUUCAGUAGCUGUUUUUUGUGAGCCAGACCAGCUGUGGACUACAAUGUAUAAUAGUUAUUGGUUAAGCCAUUUUAUUUAAGCUGGAGCCUGUAAUAUUGUAUUUGAGAUUAGCAGCACUUUUUAAGGUUGCAGCAGCAAACAUGUCAAAUUAUACCUUUAAAAGUGAAGGUUACUGGACAGAGCUGAUGUUAGAAGCUCCCUUUGUCAUUGAAUAGGAGGGCAAAAGGGUUUUGUCAAAGCAGUUACUACUUGGCUAAUUUCAUUCGAUUCCUCUAAAUUGUCAGCAACAUGGAAAUCUGUUUGAUAGUGGAGGUUUGUUUUUGGUUUUGUACUGUAUGUAAUCAACACUUGAGACCAACAAUGAGCUGAGGUUUGUCCCCAAGUCUUGAUCCAGUGCUGGCUGGGAUAACAAUCUACCUCUCCUUACAGCAUCUGUGUAACCUGUGCACUGCACGCAGGCAGCCAAAACUUCUCCAAUGUUUCAGUUCAGACAUGAACAGCAACACUAGUCAUCUCAUCACAGCAGCAAUUAGCAAAGCUUGUCUCUGUUGAUCUAUGUACCAAGAUGUAAAUGUUUUCCAAACCUUGUUUAGGAAUCACUUAAAUGAAGGUAAUGCUCUAA